Molecule: messenger RNA, 2720 nt
Organism: Meira miltonrushii
Lineage: Eukaryota; Fungi; Basidiomycota; Exobasidiomycetes; Exobasidiales; Brachybasidiaceae
Exons: 1
Coding region: 181-2508 (775 amino acids)
Biological process (GO): regulation of DNA-templated transcription
Cellular component (GO): nucleus
Molecular function (GO): DNA-binding transcription factor activity, RNA polymerase II-specific; zinc ion binding; transcription cis-regulatory region binding
Source: RefSeq, a predicted model, not a curated record
CCGGCCUGCCCAUGUAAGCCCACGUUCGCCUUAAAGUUACAGUCGGCCAACUCGCGUUUUCGUACAAUGAAUAAAUGCGCUGCGUGUGGCUUUGAGCUUAAUCAUCGGACAGAAAACCGAGAUAAUUUUACUUAAAUCGGUCAUCCUCAUCAUUUUGCAACAAUUACACUCUCAUACCCAAUGAGCACCAAAGCAAACGACAGAUCAUCACCAAUCGUUGCAAGAGUAUCAAGAAAGGUGAAAACAUGCGAUGAAUGCCGAAGACAUAAGAUCAGAUGCUCUUUGGGACCUGAUCAAUCAACUCCAUGUGCACGAUGUAAACGAAUGAGCUUGGAUUGUCGGUUAACGAAGAAUUUACAGAGUAUAUUGGAAGAACAUAAUUCAGACGCAAAAUGGAAAGAAAGUGUAGAACAAAGGCUCAACACACUCUUUGAGGCACUAUCGAACAGCAAUGAAAGCCACAGUAGGAAAAGAAGAAAGAGCUCAUCUGUACCGGCCGAUGGUACGGACAGUCCUACUUUCCAUCCGAUCACCGCUGAUCCAUUGGACAUGCUUGCUGAUGCGGCAAGUAACAAUGUCGGUCAAUCAGCUGAAGCAAGUACGUCGACCAACAAGGCUAAACGGAAUCGAAGUGAUAUCAUUGAACGAGGUUUACUCACCUUUGAUCAAACGUGCACUUUAGUGAACAUUUACCUCACUUACUUGGAUCCCCACGUUUACUCAAUUGUUGGAUCCGUUCACGUAAGAGCUGAUGAGUUGAGUCAGGCUAGCAAUCUACGUGUUGCCGUUCAAAGCAUUCGAAGAAGCCCAUUGUUGUUAUUGGCAAUCUGUACAGUUGCAAGUUUACACUGUUCUGCAAACAUUCUAGAAGAUGGUACUUUGGUGGAAACCAGUGCGCAAGGUAACAAUGCGGACCGCCCUUCUCGCUUAUAUUCAACUUUACACGACGAAUUCGUUCGCUUAUCAGCCCAACAAAGUUUUGUCAGACAUCAAUCAUUGGAUGAUAUCCGAGCGCUAUUGAUCGGGAGUUGGUGGUUGCGGGAUUUAAGUUGGAUUUUAACAGGAUCUGCCGUCCGCUUAGCAACAGAACGGGGGAUGCAAGAAGCAUACAAGAAAUGCAGCAAUAUGGAAGCCGGCAGAAAAGCAUGUCAAAGUGGUCCGAAAGCUCGAUGCGGUCCAGGAGAAGCCGUCGAAGGGUCAAACGUUGUUGUUGAUGAAGGAAUAGAACAAGAAGCUUACAAGGCUGCAAGACUGUACUACUUAGUCUACGUGGCAGACCAUCAAGCCGCAAUACCAUUCUCACGCCCACCGAUGACAAGACAACAUGCAGCUGUACGUAAUGUGCGAGCGUGGCUAGCCGGCUGUCGUCUAGCGACGGAUGAAGAUGCUCGAUUGGCAAGUCAAGUUGAGCUUUGGGUAAUUGCUCAUGAUGUCUUGGAUGACUUUGGAGUGGACGUUCAAGAAGCUCUGACCCGCAAACAAGUACUGGAGGAAGCACCAAGAUUCUUUGCUUUGGUGGAUCGCUGGCAAAAUCGUUGGGAGAGAAUCCAUUCAUGUAAAAAAAGUGAACUCAACAAAGUUCACAUAGAAGAAGUCAAUCUGCAAGCUGAAAUGAUGCGCCUAUUUAUUGGUGCACACGCUUUUCGUUCGCCUCCCGAUGUUGAUCCUUUGGAAAUCGAAGGCGGAGAAGAAGAGGAGCAUGAGAUGAUUGACGAAAUAGAGCACCGGCCAUCUUUCGCUACUAAAUCUAUGCCCGCCAUUCCCGAUGGUAACCCGAACCAAUUCAGUAAGGAUGAGAAGAGUCAAAGGAAUACAAUCGCUUUGCGUGCAUACCAUGUUGCAUUUCAUCUUGUACAACUGGUAACAAAUACUGAUUUUGCUCAAAUCAAGACUAUGCAUGCAUGGAAACGGUCGGGGAUGUACGGUCAACCAAUCUACCCGUUUGCGAUGUUGAUUUUCGCGUGUUUAUUUUUACAUAAAUCAACAAAGCAUCAACAACUUUCUUUUGCGGUAAAUCCAAGGUAUAACAUGCUUAUGAUCGAUAAAGUUUGUCAAUCUCUGCAAGAUCAUUUGAUGCCCUAUUGUGUUGAUGCACAUAUCUGUGGUACUGUGCUACCUGGACUCUUGUCAUUGUCGAACAGCGAAAGGGCCAAAUUAUCAAAAGACAGCCAUGUUCCCGUCUCAGAAAAAGAGGACGACAUCAUCCAACAAGUUCCCCAAUUUGACAAUCGCGCUCACCUCCAUCCGUCUGCGAAUGACACAUUCCUACAGCAAAACUCGACAACCUCACUCGAUUCUAUCAUGGAUAUCUCACAACCAUUUCAGGAUUCCUUUGCCAUCGCAAACACAUCACCCAUGCAAUCAGGAACGCCAGCUUUCAGUUUUGAUCUUCAAUCUUUGGACUUGUUGUCUGAUUUACGUUAUCUUAGUGGUGUUGGCAGUGAUGCAUUAUUAUGGGAUCUUUCUGCUUUUGAUGCUUCUGCUGUAAAUUCUUUUCCACAAUCAUAAUCGGAUAUAUUCAUACAAAUUUCUACACUAUUUUUAAUCCUGUACUUCUACUUCUAACAAGGCUACCGAUGAUCUACCUUGACCUAGAUAUACCCUACAUGCAGUCUCCCACCAUUGCUUCAACGUUCGGGUUUGCUUUCCAACGACUUUUGCACCAUCAUCAAAUUUCCUCAGAGCUAUCUUUUUUUCUAGCAUUGGAUCCGUUGCACGUA